Molecule: messenger RNA, 318 nt
Organism: Arabis nemorensis
Lineage: Eukaryota; Viridiplantae; Streptophyta; Magnoliopsida; Brassicales; Brassicaceae
Source: the annotation of a GenBank genome assembly
AUGUCUUUCCUCAAGAAAAAAUCACCCUCAAUAGUUCCUCUCAAAGAUUUGAGGCCGUCCAUGACUCAGGAAAUAAUCAAGGUUAUUAUACUAAAACUCUGGACAAAAAAAUCUAAAGAUGGAUACUACACAGAUAUGAUUUUGGUUGAUGAUCAGGGUGUACUUAUUCAUGCAACCGUAGAGAAAGAUGUGUUUGAAAAACUUGAUAAACUAUUAUUGAUAGAAGGUCAAUCGGUACUUAUUGAGGCUUUCAAAGUCGUCAAAUACCUUGGUGACUACAGGACAAAUACACAUCCUUUCAAGAUCAAUUUUUUCUGA